GACAGUUAACAAGCGGCUUACUCGUUGAGUACUUUGGUGUCCCAGCAGUGUUGACAGUUUCAACGUUUGCCGGCACUGUCUUACUUUUUUCCUUGAUCAGAUUGCGCACCAUGGCAAGUGUGGUGGUGAUAGGAAUCCUUUAUGGGUACAGCGCUGGAAUUUGUAAGUCGGCGUACCAUUGCUAGCUAUACUUAAUCACCGCUUGUUUCUCCAAUUCAAGCGCUAUGGGCACCUGUUCUAGCUGUCUUAUCGCCAGACCCAUCUGACCUAGGGUAUGCCCAUUCCUGAAAAG
Molecule: messenger RNA, 292 nt
Organism: Suillus clintonianus
Lineage: Eukaryota; Fungi; Basidiomycota; Agaricomycetes; Boletales; Suillaceae
Exons: 1
Source: RefSeq, a predicted model, not a curated record